Aspergillus tubingensis is the source of this 315-nucleotide messenger RNA. RefSeq lists its product as uncharacterized. NCBI's taxonomy places the organism in Eukaryota, Fungi, Ascomycota, Eurotiomycetes, Eurotiales, Aspergillaceae. The transcript is spliced from 2 exons. The coding region runs from base 1 to 315 and encodes 104 amino acids. The record is from RefSeq and is a predicted model, not a curated record.
AUGUGGAGUGAGCUCGCCCAACCACAAAACAAGGAGCUUUGCCGCAGCGAGGUUGACGCAGCGAUUAUGAUCAUGCACGGACGCUUGCGAGAUCCAGCGCUUCGACCUCACGUUAUUGCCCCUGCCCUGCUGCUAUCAGCCAUUGGAGAGCACUACCUCCGGAUUAUUGAGGCUUACUUUGACAAGGGCCAGCUUGUCAUGCGAAGUUGCCCGCUUAUGGACAUGCGGGAGCGGGACAUGAAUUGGCUCAUCACCUUGGCGAAGUGGUGCUGGGGAGGCCCUAGCAGCAAAAGUACCAAGCUCACUAAGACUUAA